This is a messenger RNA of Tripterygium wilfordii, 1952 nucleotides long. Its product is annotated as RING-H2 finger protein ATL65. NCBI's taxonomy places the organism in Eukaryota, Viridiplantae, Streptophyta, Magnoliopsida, Celastrales, Celastraceae. The coding region runs from base 32 to 1240 and encodes 402 amino acids. The record is from RefSeq and is a predicted model, not a curated record. Gene Ontology annotation, biological process: protein ubiquitination. Gene Ontology annotation, molecular function: transferase activity. The transcript has a single exon.
AAUCUUCAGUCUUCACACCAUCACCGCCACCAUGAUGAUCGCCGUGCCGCCUGCUCUACCUCCAUCUCCUCAGGCACAAUUGGCGCCUUCUCACCACCAUCACAACCACAACCACCAUCACCAAUCAUCACAAUCGUUGACGUCAUCCACACAAUCACCACCACCGUCCAAGGUUCCAAUCGAUUUCAGUCCUCCUUUGAUUGCCAUCGUGGUUAUAGUGGCUACCGCGUUUAUACUAGUCACAUGCUCACGACUUCUAUCACGCCACCUCCUCCGUCUCCUAAGGAAAUGGCGUCAGUGGAGACGUCGCCGACGACGGCUACGGCGAUUCCUUCCCUCAUCCAACGGUGAUCUCGACUCUCCGCCUCCUUUUAGCUCUCCGUCGUUCUUUGACACAGCCGAUGGAUUUUAUGUGUAUUCGCCUUACGGACUCGAUGAUUCCGCCAUUAAAAGCAUUCCUCUCUCAGUCUACACUGCCAAAGCCGCUUCUAACAGAAUCAAAGAUUGUGCUGUUUGUUUGCUUGAAUUUGAAGAUGACGAUUACGUCCGUACACUUCCUGUUUGUUAUCAUGCGUUUCAUGUUGACUGCAUCGAUAUUUGGCUUAGGUCGCACGCGAAUUGCCCUCUCUGCAGAGCCGGAAUUUUUCGCCCGGAGUCUCCGUUCAUUCCUCUCAUGGCGGCAAGGAUUCGACCAAGUCUGGAUGACGCGAUUCUACGACGCAUUGCUCUAGAAACUAUAACGGAACCUCCUGCGCCUCAGUCAGGGUCGACAACAACAGUACCGGAGAUCACGCCCUGCAUUGAGGAACCGUCGCCAGCCAGAGUCAACAAUUUGGAGGAGAGGUUUCAUGGACAUCAUAUGUUGUUGAAGCGAUCUUACUCGUUUGGAUUCGAACGGAGCUUGCCUUCGGAGAGGAUGGUGAUGGAGCCAGCGACGACGUCACCGUGGCGUUUCAGAAGAGGAUCAGGAAACUUCUGGAGCAAGCGACCAUCGCCUUUCGGAUCAUUAUCAAAACCUAGAGUAUUCUCUUUCCGCUACUACAGAGGAAUCAAAUCACCAUUCAUUCGGCGGCGAGGGUUUUUCCCUCUUUCGGAGCGAUUCUCCGGAUCUUCAAGACGGAGCAAGUCAAUGACCAGUCCGAUGUUCCUUCGAUCAGCAGCCUCGGCUUUCUCAUCGAGCCGGCUAAGGUGCGGGGAUCCAGAGGCGCUGCUUUCGCCGGAGCGAUUAAACAGGAGAUAAAAAAAAUUGAGAAUAAAAACGUGAUGUGACACGUGGCGGAGGUGACGGCGACGAGAGAUGGGGCAAUUAAUACGGUUGGCCUGGGUAAAGGAUAGUUAAUGAGAGAAUUGAUGGCAGCGGAAAUUGGUCCGGCAAGUUUGUGGGGAGUCAUUAAUUGGAGUUGGAGACGACAAUUAAUGUGAAAAUUGACGACUCGAGUAAAUCGCUCUCUCUACGUUACGUUUACAUAGAGAGCUCUCUCUCUCCCUGUGCAGUGGUCCGUGGAAGCUCAUAAAUGCCUCUGUUUUUGGGGUUUAAAUUAUAACUCGUUUGGGUUUUUGAGUGGGUUCGGUUAGGUUAGGGCCCAUGGUUCAGAGUCAAAUUCACCUUAUAUGGUUAGAGCACUUGCGAUGGUGUUAUUUUGUCUGGGUCAAUAAAUAUGUAUGGGGUUUUGUGUUUUGCUGAUGUGGUUGUAUUGGGUUUUAUGUUUUGCUGGUGUGGUUGUUUUGAAAAAUUGUGUUUUGGUGUAGUUUUAUUGUGGACGAUAUGGAGGGAAUGAGAAUUUGUUGGCCUCCAUGUUGGGUGGGAAGGAAAAAUGUAUAGUAAUUUGUAUUUUGUUGAUGUGGCUAUAUUGAGAGAUGUGUUUUGUUAAUGUGGUUGUAUAGAGAUACGUGUUUGACUUGACUUUUUAUGUAAUAGAAAUGGGACUCAAUCUUAAUUUUUGUUGGCUCAA